This is a messenger RNA of Beauveria bassiana ARSEF 2860, 1068 nucleotides long. Its product is annotated as ATP-binding domain 1 family member B. The transcript is spliced from 3 exons. NCBI's taxonomy places the organism in Eukaryota, Fungi, Ascomycota, Sordariomycetes, Hypocreales, Cordycipitaceae. Gene Ontology annotation, molecular function: GTPase activity. Gene Ontology annotation, cellular component: cytoplasm. Bases 1 to 1068 code for a protein of 355 amino acids. The record is from RefSeq and is a predicted model, not a curated record.
AUGCCCUUUGCUCAGCUCGUGCUAGGUAGCCCAGGCUCGGGCAAGAGCACCUACUGCGAUGGCAUGCACCAAUUCAUGGGCGCAAUCGGCCGCGCAUGCUCCGUCGUGAAUCUUGACCCAGCAAAUGACCAUACAAAUUACCCGUGCGCUCUCGAUAUCCGGAGCCUCGUCAAGCUCGAAGACAUUAUGCGAGAGGACAGACUCGGUCCCAACGGCGGCAUUCUCUACGCCCUCGAAGAGCUGGAGCACAACUACGAAUGGCUGGAAGAGGGCCUGAAAGAAUUUGAUCAGGAUUAUAUUUUAUUUGACUGCCCUGGACAAGUCGAGCUAUAUACACAUCACAACUCCUUACGAAACAUAAUCUACAAAUUACAGAAAAACGGCUUCCGAUUUGUUGCUGUUCACCUCUCAGAUUCCAUCUGCCUCAGCCAACCCUCCCUAUACGUGUCCAAUGUUCUGCUUUCCCUUCGCGCCAUGAUCCAAAUGGAUAUGCCACACGUCAACGUGCUCUCCAAGAUUGACAAAGUCGCAUCCUAUGACGAACUCCCUUUCAACCUCGAAUACUAUACAGACGUCGAUGACCUCACGUAUCUGACUCCCUAUCUCGAGGCCGAAUCUCCCGCGCUGCGAAGCGACAAGUUUGGAAAAUUGAACGAGGCCAUUGCAAACAUGAUUGAAAGCUAUGGCCUGGUGCGGUACGAAGUGCUGGCAAUUGAAAAUAAGAAAAGCGUGACACAUCUUCUUCGGAUAAUAGAUAGAGCCGGCGGAUACGUCUUUGGCAGCGCCGAGGGUGCAAACGACACCGUGUGGGCAGUGACCAUGCGAAAUGAGGCAUCCUUGAUGGACGUUCAGGAUAUCCAGGAGCGAUGGAUAGAUCAGAAGGAUGAGUAUGACCGGAUGGAACAGGAGGCGGAGGAGGAGGCCCGCCGCGAGCAGGAACAGCAGGCCAUGGACAUGGAUGUACAGCCGCCGCAACCGUCGGCGCCAAGCAACCCCGAGAUGGACCCAGACUUUGGGGAUAUGUCGGUUCCAGCUGAUAGUGGCAUCAAAGUAAUCAGAAAACAAUGA